GUGGAGUUCAGUAUAUAUAGACAAUGUUAGACGUAAUUAGGUGUACUACUACUGAUAGUGAUUCAUAACAUCAUGACAUAUACUAGUAGAUGUGGUGAAACAGUGGGAUAAUUAUUUACAGCUGGAGAUAGCCGUUUGAAGUACAAUGUAUGUCUGCUUGGACUUUUUGUUUGUGUCCAUUAUCAGUUUAAGUAGCUAAAGGACAAGGCCAGUGAAGAGGACAAAUUCAAACAAAAACACUUGAAGACUGUUGAUCAAUGAUUUACAUAACAAAAACAAAACACCUGAACUUUGUGCUAGAAACCAAGAUAUACAUGUGUGUUCAUUCAAAUAUACACUUCAUUAGAUAGAUGACAUGAAGUGAUACUGCAGAUAAUGAAGUCCUAUCUUGAUUGUAAAAGUGAAUGUAUGUUAAAACAAUGAUGGCUGCUGUAGGAACCACAUUUCUAGUGGAUCAUCCAUCCCGGGAACUCCUUUCAGACGAACCGACGACUGACUGUGCCUGGAACUGUUCAGGCCACGGUGUCUGUGAACAUGGCCACUGUGUUUGUCGGGUUCAGUUUAUUGGAGGAUCUUGUGAAGAGACCAACAUGAGUUACCACAUCGCUUUUGGGUCCAUCUUCGCCUGCCUCUGUGCUGUUACCAUCACACAACUGUGUCUCUGCAUCAAGUUUGAAUAUCUCCGAGACCACCAGAAAUCGUUCCUGAGUGCCUGUAAGCUAACAGUACAGAAACUGUUGUAUGUCUUGGUUAUUUGUGCUGCAGCAGUACGCGGGGCUUAUUUCUUCUCAAAGUGGCAAGUCUCCGAGGACACAGCCUCCAGUCUUUUCAGCACAUAUUACCCAUUUCUUCUCACAGGAUUCUCUCUCAUCGUGUGCUUCUGGGCAGAGGUGUUUCACAUCAGCAAUCAAAAGCCUCAGACAUUCCUGAGCAAGUCGAUGUUGGCCUUCAUCCUGUUCAACAUCCUCAUCUACAUGAUGCUCGGGGCUCAGCUUGCUGUCACCAAACUCAUGGACGACACACCAUUCAAGGAUAUAGUGCUGCGUGGUUGUCAAGGAGGAUUUGCUUUUCUUAUGAUUAUUGUCGUCAUAUUAUUCCUCGUCUAUGGAGUUGAAGUUUAUUUCAAGGUCCGAGGAGCGUUCACCCAAGCUGAGAAUGGCUAUGAUCCCAUACAGCUAUGUCUGUCUCGGUUUGGUCUGCUGGCACAGGGAGGACUUCAGCUCAUCACAGCUCUGUUUCUCGUGUCCGACGCUCUCAAGGAAGUCUGGAUAGAAAAACUGCCAGUAUUCAGUCAGAAUUACUAUGAUAUAGUUUUCAGAGUUGUGGAGUUUGGAGUCGCUCUCUGGUUUCCGUGUGUAUUGUGGAACUGUGCCCAGCCAGACCGACUGUGGGUUCUGAAUCCAAGAAGAAUAUUUAAAAGUUUAGACUUUGGUCACACAGAAGCAGGAGAAACAAGUUCCUUACUCAGUGAAGACAUCAAGCAAUCUAAUUAUGGGACUCUUGAUGCUGAUGAGCCAGGCCAUGACUGCUGGAUCUGCUACGACCCAAACUCCACGGACUCAGGAGCUCUCAUACAGCCGUGUCUGUGUAAGGGAGAUGUGUCCACUGUCCACCACAACUGUCUGCAAAAAUGGUUGCUGGAGAGAUCAGAGAACAACAGAAGUCUGAAGUGUAGCGUGUGCAACCAAAUGUACCACUUGCAGGAGACAUUCAGCUGGACUCCCAAAGGUGCAAAACCUCAGCAGUGGCUGACCACCGCAUUGCUCCUCAUCAUCAUCACUGGACUGCCCAUCGCUGCCUACUGUGUGUGUCACUACCUUUCAGCCAAUAGCUACAUUGAAAGUCUGGUCACUGGAAUUACAAUCAUUGCAGAACUUCUGUCACUGAGAUUCUUUUGUAAAAACCUGUCUGUAGUCUGCAACAGAAUACGGGUGGCCUCUCUGAAUAUUCUCGGAAACAAGUGACGUGUGUACCGAAGUCAUCAAAAUGCAUUCCAGGAUUGAGAGUAAAGUACCAUUUUAACAAGGACUUAUGUCAUACGGUGUUAUCUUACGUCAAUUUCAAAGCCAGAAGCUUGUUAAGUGAGAGAGGAGAGAAAAACAUUGUACAGUAUUAUCCAUCCAAGUUCAUCCCACACUUAUAAGAAACCAUCCCAUCAACAGGAAAAAGCUAUGAAAUGCCGAUUCUACAGCUAUAGGUUGUUCACUGUGGUUGCUUUCAUGUGACAUUUAUUCAAUAAUUUAAAACUUAAAUUAAAUUAUAAAACUGUACAUUUUUUACAGUGCCAAAGUUCUAAUGUAUUGUAAUAAAAAAAUAAUAAUAAUAAAAAGUAGAUUAUA
Molecule: messenger RNA, 2339 nt
Organism: Gigantopelta aegis
Lineage: Eukaryota; Metazoa; Mollusca; Gastropoda; Neomphalida; Peltospiridae
Exons: 15
Coding region: 405-1964 (519 amino acids)
Molecular function (GO): zinc ion binding
Source: RefSeq, a predicted model, not a curated record